Messenger RNA from Coregonus clupeaformis (lake whitefish), 987 nucleotides. RefSeq names its product twisted gastrulation protein homolog 1-B-like. The record is from RefSeq and is a predicted model, not a curated record. Gene Ontology annotation, biological process: regulation of BMP signaling pathway. Lineage: Eukaryota; Metazoa; Chordata; Actinopteri; Salmoniformes; Salmonidae. Bases 306 to 731 code for a protein of 141 amino acids. The transcript has 4 exons.
UUUAAGGCGUCUGACUGUCUGCGGCGUUGUGGAGGAGAAACCGACGCCCUCCCGACUACAGUUCACAACAUCGUUAUCAACGGCAUAGUUUCAUCCUGGACCUUGCGAGGAAAGUGGCGGUGUUGGAUUUAAAGGGGAUACAGCCGUCAAUCAAAAGGAAGGACAAACGAAGGAUUCGAACCAUUGUAACACUGUUGGGGUGGACUGACAUACAGACGGACAGACAGACGGACAUACAGACGGACAGACAGGGCAGAGGGUGUUGCUGUGUGUGUGUGUGUAGACCCUGCUAGCUGCCAGUCAGGAUGAGGCCUGGUCAGCUGUAUGUCCUGGUCCCAGCCUCCGCUGCCCUCCUCCUCCUCCUCCUCCUGGUCCUAUCAGAUCCGUCUCAGACCAGCGCCUGCAACGAGGCCCUCUGCGCCUCGGAUGUCAGCAAGUGUCUCAUACAGGAGCUGUGUCAGUGUCGUCCGUCCGAUGGGAACUGUUCAUGUUGUAAGGAGUGUAUGCUGUGUCUGGGGACACUGUGGGAGGAGUGCUGUGACUGUGUCGAUAACAUGUGUACGGUGGUCUACUUUGACGACUGCGUAUCCAUCCGCCAGUGUAAACUAUACUGUGAGUCGAUGGGAGGGUCGAAGUACCGCUGGUUCCACAACGCCUGCUGUCAGUGCAUCGGCCCGGAGUGUCUGGACUACGGCAGCAAGGCUGCUAAGUGCAUGAACUGUCUGUUCUGAAGACUGGUGGUGGAUGGAACCAUGGUGGGGGAGACUGGGCACCAAAUAUAUGGACCAAACUAAUGGGUGGCUCCAGGGAGGGGCUAGAUGAUGCUGAAGUUUCCUCAACAAUAACCUAGCACCCCGUUAGUAUCCCCAAUAAAUAUUUUAUUAAUACAUGCACAUGUACACCAUACAGUGUAUUCUGAAAGUAUUCAGACCCCUUGACUUUUUCCACAUUUUGUUAUGUUACAGCCUUAUUCUAAAAUGGAUUAAA